Molecule: messenger RNA, 611 nt
Organism: Pundamilia nyererei
Lineage: Eukaryota; Metazoa; Chordata; Actinopteri; Cichliformes; Cichlidae
Gene: stpg4
Product: sperm-tail PG-rich repeat containing 4
Exons: 7
Coding region: 24-611 (195 amino acids)
Biological process (GO): epigenetic programing of male pronucleus
Cellular component (GO): female pronucleus; male pronucleus; germinal vesicle
Molecular function (GO): chromatin binding; histone binding
Source: RefSeq, a predicted model, not a curated record
AAGUCGCCUCUGAAGCCGGUGACAUGUCCCGGAGUGGUCACAGGACAGAUAAGGGUGAUGACACGGUGGAGCUGUGUGGCCGGGGGAGCUGGUGGCUGGGAGCACUGAGAGACACACCCAUCCCGGGAACCUACCACGUCCGAGACUUCGUUGAGGAGGCUGAUCUGAACCCUGUGAAAAAGACUUAUGGUUUCAAAGGUGUGGGCAGAAAAACUCAGACCCUGGGUGUGCGUAAGGGGGAUCUGCUGCUGCCUGGAGCGUAUGAAUAUACAGACUCCACCCAGGAAGUCCUGAUGCACCAGGCUUCCUACUCUUUCAAGAACUGCCCCCGACCCGACAUUUUCACCCUUGGAAUUAGAGACAAGCACAUAAACACUUCGCCAUGUGACUACAAUGUGACAGCGAGACCAGUGGAGAAGAUUCCCUGCAAGCAUGUGAUGUUUCGCUCGACUGUGCAGCGGAUCAGCUUUCUGCCUAAAGAUGGCCCUGCUCCAUGCCACUACAACCCACAGACCAAACCAGCUAAAGCCAUCACUUCCUGUUUCAAAUCCACGUUGCCGCGGCUACACGGUGUGCACUCAGAAGACAAUGCCUCCGUCCAUGGGCCGUAG